GUACGCAGUGCCCCUCUAAAAGACUAUCAUCGCAAAUUGCGAAGAGUAACAAAAUGAAAUUAGCGCUCAUCUGCAUAACUGUGAGCAUUCUGCUCAUACAGUUUACAGAGGUAAAGGCAGAUUUCGAUUUACAAAAUCUAAAGGAUGGUCCCGUGGAGGAAAUAGUACCCGGAGAUGAUGGAGACACAAUCUGGGAUCCCCAACCGAUGGAGCCGUGUGUCUGUGAGGAUACAACCACAACUAAAAAACCGAGAACAACCACCAAACGAACCACAACCACCAAACGAACCACAACCACAAAACGAACCACAACGACGAAAAGAACCACAACCACUAAAAGGACCACAAAACGAACCACCACCACGCCAGCCACUCCGGAUACUACAGAUGGGCCUAUAACGACCACGGAUAGCGGUUGCUCCGAUCAAACUACUACAAGCAGUACUGAUACAUCUACCGAAUCAUCCACUGACACAAGUACAGUGGUAUGCAGCGACACUACAACUCCGUUGUGUACUGAAAUCACUACCCAAAGUUGUACCAGUACCCAAGAAACGUCUACUGCAUUACCCACUAGUACCUGUACCGUGAUGACUUCUACGGCAAUACCAACCUGUCCCUGUAGUGUUGAAACUUCUACGGCGAUUCCUACAUGUCCCUGCAGCGUUCAAACCACAAGUUCCUGUACAGCAGAGACUUCCACUCCAGUACCUACCACAACCCCAACAGCAUCUACUUGCACCACGACCACAACAACUCCUAUUACAACACCUUCCUCUUGUGCUCCAACAACUACCACUCAAAAAUGCACCACAACUGCAUCUACAUGCGCCUCAACAACUACGACAACUACAACAUCAACCUGUGCCCCAACAACUACCACCCCAGAAUGCACAACAACAUCGUCCACAAUUCCCCCAACAACUACCACUCAAAGAUGCACAACAACCGCAUCUACCUGUACCCCAACCACUACAACAACUCCAAGAUGCACAACAACCAUAUCCACGAGUGCCCCAACCACUACCACUCCAGUAUGCACAACAACAUCUUCCACAAUUCCCCCAACAACUACCACUCAAAGAUGCACAACAACAGCAUCUACCUGUACCCCAACAACUACCACUACAAAGUGCACUACAACAGCAUCCACAAGUGCACCAACCACUACUACUACUCCAAGAUGUACAACAACCGUAGCCACGAAUGCACCAACCACUACUACUACGCCAAGAUGCACAACAACCGUAUCCACAUGUGCACCAACCACUACAACUACUCCAAGAUGUACAACAACCGUAUCCACGAGUGCCCCAACCACUACUACUACUCCAAGAUGCACAACAACUGUACCCACGAGUGCCCCAACCACUACUACUACUCCAAGAUGCACAACAACCGUAUCCACGUGUGCACCAACCACUACUACUACUCCAAGAUGUACAACAACCGUAUCCACAUGUGCACCAACCACUACUACUACUCCAAGAUGUACAACAACCGUAUCCACGAGUGCCCCAACCACUACUACUACUCCAAGAUGCACAACAACUGUACCCACGAGUGCCCCAACCACUACUACUACUCCAAGAUGCACAACAACCGUAUCCACGUGUGCACCAACCACUACUACUACUCCAAGAUGUACAACAACCGUAUCCACAUGUGCACCAACCACUACUACUACUCCAAGAUGUACAACAACCGUAUCCACAUGUGCACCAACCACUACUACUACUCCAAGAUGUACAACAACCGUAGCCACAAGUACCCCAACAACUACUACUACGCCAAGAUGUACAACAACCGUACCCACGAGUGCCCCAACCACUACUACUACUCCAAGAUGUACAACAACCGUAUCCACGAGUGCCCCAACCACUACUACUACUCCAAGAUGUACAACAACCGUAUCCACGAGUGCCCCAACCACUACUACUACUCCAAGAUGCACAACAACCGUAGCCACAAGUACCCCAACAACUACUACUACGCCAAGAUGUACAACAACUGUACCCACGAGUGCCCCAACCACUACUACUACUCCAAGAUGUACAACAACCGUAUCCACGAGUGCCCCAACCACUACUACUACUCCAAGAUGUACAACAACCGUAUCCACGAGUGCCCCAACCACUACUACUACUCCAAGAUGCACAACAACUGUACCCACGAGUGCCCCAACCACUACUACUACUCCAAGAUGCACAACAACCGUAUCCACGUGUGCACCAACCACUACUACUACUCCAAGAUGUACAACAACCGUAUCCACAUGUGCACCAACCACUACUACUACUCCAAGAUGUACAACAACCGUAUCCACGAGUGCCCCAACCACUACUACUACUCCAAGAUGCACAACAACUGUACCCACGAGUGCCCCAACCACUACUACUACUCCAAGAUGCACAACAACCGUAUCCACGUGUGCACCAACCACUACUACUACUCCAAGAUGUACAACAACCGUAUCCACAUGUGCACCAACCACUACUACUACUCCAAGAUGUACAACAACCGUAUCCACAUGUGCACCAACCACUACUACUACUCCAAGAUGUACAACAACCGUAGCCACAAGUACCCCAACAACUACUACUACGCCAAGAUGUACAACAACCGUACCCACGAGUGCCCCAACCACUACUACUACUCCAAGAUGUACAACAACCGUAUCCACGAGUGCCCCAACCACUACUACUACUCCAAGAUGUACAACAACCGUAUCCACGAGUGCCCCAACCACUACUACUACUCCAAGAUGCACAACAACCGUAGCCACAAGUACCCCAACAACUACUACUACGCCAAGAUGUACAACAACUGUACCCACGAGUGCCCCAACCACUACUACUACUCCAAGAUGUACAACAACCGUAUCCACGAGUGCCCCAACCACUACUACUACUCCAAGAUGUACAACAACCGUAUCCACAUGUGCACCAACCACUACUAGUACUCCAAGAUGCACAACAACCGUAGCCACGAGUGCCCCAACCACUACUACUACUCCAAGAUGUACAACAACCGUAUCCACGAGUGCCCCAACCACUACUACUACUCCAAGAUGCACAACAACCGUAGCCACAAGUACCCCAACAACUACUACUACGCCAAGAUGUACAACAACUGUACCCACGAGUGCCCCAACCACUACUACUACUCCAAGAUGUACAACAACCGUAUCCACAUGUGCACCAACCACUACUAGUACUCCAAGAUGCACAACAACCGUAGCCACGAGUGCCCCAACCACUACUACUACUCCAAGAUGUACAACAACCGUAUCCACAUGUGCACCAACCACUACUAGUACUCCAAAAUGUACAACAGCCGUAUCCACUAGUGCCCCAACCACUACUACUACUCCAAGAUGUACAACAACCGUAUCCACAUGUGCACCAACCACUACUACUACUCCAAGAUGUACAACAACCGUAUCCACAUGUGCACCAACCACUACUACUACUCCAAGAUGUACAACAACCGUAGCCACAGGUACCCCAACAACUACUACUACGCCAAGAUGUACAACAACCGUACCCACGAGUGCCCCAACCACUACUACUACUCCAAGAUGUACAACAACCGUAUCCACAUGUGCACCAACCACUACUAGUACUCCAAGAUGCACAACAACCGUAGCCACGAGUGCCCCAACCACUACUACUACUCCAAGAUGUACAACAACCGUAUCCACAUGUGCACCAACCACUACUAGUACUCCAAGAUGCACAACAACCGUAUCCACGAGUGCCCCAAUCACUACUACUUCUCCAAGAUGUACAACAACCGUAUCCACAUGUGCACCAACCACUACUACUACUCCAAGAUGUACAACAACUGUACCUACGAGAGCCCCAACAACUACCACUCCAGUAUGCACAACAACAGCAUCUUCUUGUGCCCCAACGACUACCACUCCAAUAUGUUCAACAACAGCCUCAACAACUACCACUGCAAGAUGCACAACAACAGCACCCACAUGUGGCCCAUCAAGUACCACUACAAUGUGCACUACAACAACACCGACAUGUACUUCACAAACAACACCAACGCCUGCUCCCACAACGACUCCAACGAUUUGUACGACAACCGCAGCGAUUACCAUACCCACGACAACUAGGACAACACCUCGUCCGAUAACCACGACGCGUCGUCCUUGUCCCUGCCGACCCCAACCUCCCAGCCAGAUCCCGCCGUGGUCUUGGUGGUACCCCUACCCAUCUUACCCCAACGCCGGGUGGCCCUGGCAGCCCAGCCCGAAUUUCCCGCAAUGGCCACAGUUACCGGGUAACAUGCCGUAUCCUCAGUGGCCAUGGCCUCAGUGGCCAAGACCACCAGUAGUGACCCCCACAUCCGACGACUGUGAAAACAUUUGCGAAAACCUAUUGAAGGGUGUGAAGUACCAGGAAGAUCUAAUCAGAAGAUGCUUGUGUCCACGUCUUUAAUUUAAUAAGAGUUAUUUAAAAUAUAUAUGUUAUUAGUUUAA
Messenger RNA from Drosophila elegans, 4495 nucleotides. It is a transcript of the gene Sgs1, whose product is annotated as mucin-2. The record is from RefSeq and is a predicted model, not a curated record. Lineage: Eukaryota; Metazoa; Arthropoda; Insecta; Diptera; Drosophilidae. Bases 54 to 4454 code for a protein of 1466 amino acids. The transcript has 2 exons.